This is a messenger RNA of Planococcus citri (citrus mealybug), 1504 nucleotides long. RefSeq names its product AP-3 complex subunit carmine (gene carmine). Lineage: Eukaryota; Metazoa; Arthropoda; Insecta; Hemiptera; Pseudococcidae. Gene Ontology annotation, cellular component: cytoplasmic vesicle; clathrin adaptor complex. The transcript is spliced from 10 exons. Bases 196 to 1449 code for a protein of 417 amino acids. Gene Ontology annotation, biological process: intracellular protein transport; endocytosis. The record is from RefSeq and is a predicted model, not a curated record.
GCAGCUGAUAAGCUGAUAACAAGAUUUAAUUUCGUCGAUGUCAAUAAUUUUUUAUGAUAAAAUAUUAAUAUUUCAUGACUUCAUGACUAUAAAAGUCCAUCAUUAAUUUAAAAGAUGAUUCAAUAGCUUGUGUGGAAUCUUGUCUACAAUCAUCUAUAAUUUUCAAGACAUUCAAAUUUUUACAAAAUUCACAAAAUGAUACACAGCCUGUUUAUCAUCAAUUCAUCUGGAGAUGUGUUCAUGGAAAAACACUGGAAAAGUGUUAUUUCACGAUCGGUGUGUGAUUAUUUUUUUGAGCAACAACGCAAGAUCACAAAUCCUGAAGACAUUCCACCUGUUAUAGCUACACCUCAUCAUUACCUAAUUAGUAUAUAUCGAUGCGGUCUAUUCUUUGUCGCUGUUUGUAUGACAGAAGUUCCACCCUUAUUCGUCAUUGAAUUUUUACACAGAGUUGUUGAAACUUUCGAUGAUUAUUUUUCCGAAUGCACGGAAUCGAUUAUUAAGGAAAAUUAUGUCGUCGUUUAUGAAUUAUUGGAUGAGAUGUUGGAUAAUGGAUUCCCAUUGGCCACUGAAUCUAAUGUAUUGAAGGAAUUGAUCAAGCCUCCCACAAUUUUGAGAACUAUAGCAAACACAGUCACAGGAAAAUCAAACGUCAGCGCUAUAUUACCCAGUGGACAGCUCUCAAAUGUCCCUUGGAGAAGGACAGGGGUCAAAUAUACGAAUAAUGAAGCGUAUUUCGACGUCGUCGAAGAAGUCGAUGCGAUUAUCGAUAAAGCUGGAUCUACAGUUUUUGCUGAAAUUCAAGGAUACAUCGACUGCUGCAUCAAGUUGAGCGGUAUGCCAGAUUUAUCGUUAUCUUUCAUGAAUCCGCGUCUUUUUGACGAUGUCAGUUUUCAUCCGUGUGUUAGGUUUAAAAGAUGGGAAGGCGAACGAAUCUUAUCUUUCAUUCCACCCGAUGGAAAUUUCCGAUUAAUGUCAUAUCAUAUUGGAUCUCAAAGCGUUGUUGGGAUUCCCAUUUAUAUUAGACAUAAUAUUUCAUUCAAAGAUAUCGGAGGUGGUCGUUUGGAUAUCACUGUCGGACCUCGACAAACUGUUGGGCGAACGGUGGAAAAUGUUGUACUUGAGAUUCCUAUGCCGAAAUCCGUGUUGAAUUGCAUAUUAACUCCUACUCAAGGGAAAUAUUCUUUCGAUCCGGUUACUAAAGUUUUGUUAUGGGAUGUUGGAAGAAUUGAUAUCAGUAAAGUUCCAAAUAUUCGAGGCACUAUAAAUAUUCAAAAUUCAGCUCCAGCUAUCGAAUCUAAUCCAUCAAUCAACGUUAAAUUCACCAUAAAUCAAUUGGCGGUAUCUGGCUUGAAAGUGAACAGAUUAGAUAUGUAUGGAGAAAAGUACAAACCAUUCAAAGGUGUGAAAUACAUAACGAAAGCUGGGAAAUUUCAAAUUAGGAUGUAAACUAUUUCGUAUCUAUUUGUGCAAUAUAAUAUAAAUCUUUUUUACCUAUUGUUCA